AUGAAGUUCAAUGGAGAGGUAAUCUACAUUGUGUUUCAUCAAGUUCUAUUCUUGAUAUCUGGUUUAUGUACAACGUUAGGUGCACAAUGGUUAUUUUAUCAAGGAGCAGCAACUGGCGACAGUUAUUUAACACAGCUUGCACAAUAUCUUGGUAUGAUUUUAGUGGGUGCACUUAUUCCAAGCCUGCUCAAAAGUAAACAGAAACAAUAUCAAGCAUUAAACCAGGAGGAAAUUGAUGAUGAAGCGUUAUCUGUAGAAGAACAAUUGACACGCAAUAUCAAUAAUAUACCCAAAUUUGAAGAAGGCCCUGUUUCGCAUAAAUCUGUAAUUAAGUUGGCUUGCAUGGAUAUCGUUGCAAACUUCUGCGUAACAGUUGGAAGAUCUCUCUCAAUCUUACAAUGGAUUGCUAUCUUUGGUACCACUGUAGGUUUGGCAGUUAGUUCCAUGGAUAAUUUUAGUAACACUGGUACCAGCAGCAAUAACCCUCACGCUACAGUGCUUAUGUUCGGCACUCUAAUGACUCUUGGUGGUACCUUUGGCUACUCCUGUGUGUAUGUUUAUUCUGAUUACAUGAUGUCACAAUACAAUCCACCGCCAUUACCAGCAAGAAUCUGUUCUUAUGUUGGCAUGUACACGUCACUUCUAUCACUUGUAUGGAUUGGCGUUUAUACCAUGCCACAAUUCGAUAAACUGAUUCAUAUAAAAGAAGGCGUCUCUACAGUUACUGUUAUGUACAUGUAUAUUCUUGUAACCAUUUCCAACGCUUGUCAUUCCUGGAAUUAUUACGAACUGAUAGACCGUACAGGAAGUGUAAGUCUGUUGGUCUACAUUUGCACCGGAAUGAUUUAUCUUACAAUACGGUUUUAA
Molecule: messenger RNA, 867 nt
Organism: Mycotypha africana
Lineage: Eukaryota; Fungi; Mucoromycota; Mucoromycetes; Mucorales; Mycotyphaceae
Exons: 5
Coding region: 1-867 (288 amino acids)
Source: RefSeq, a predicted model, not a curated record